Sclerotinia trifoliorum is the source of this 576-nucleotide messenger RNA. The record is from the annotation of a GenBank genome assembly. Lineage: Eukaryota; Fungi; Ascomycota; Leotiomycetes; Helotiales; Sclerotiniaceae.
AGAGGCAUGUUACCUACUUCUUGCAGCACAUUGAGGCCCAAAUAUUGGAAUAAAGGUUCACAACGGCAUGAACCAUACUUAUUGCUUGCGGCGUAGCCUAAUUCCAUCCCCUGAGACCAAAGUUCGGCCAACAACUCCAAGCUUUCCCCAAUUCGUCUCAGUCAUCUGACAUUCAAAGGAACUACACUUCGUUCUAUCAUUCUCGCGAAUAACAAAUCUCAACGAAGUCAUGACCAAAUUCACUUGGCUUAUCACCGGGGGUUUCGGCGAAGAGCUUGUAAGUUUUUCUUAGCAUUCUCGAUCGAACCUAUUUACCGUUCGAGGAUCCACGAAUCGUAACAGACGCUUGAAGUGACUGAUUCGCAGGCUGAACUCUAUGCGGGAGUCCGGGACGCUCUCAAGAUUUACGACGACGUGGAUGUCCUGCUCAAGAGCGCUAGUUACAUUGAGGCUGGGCGAACUGAGGAUAUCACGUCGGUUUCCUACAGAAUUCAUAACUAUUAGACUGUUAACAACUGAUGCGUUUCUUUUUAGCCAUGGAAGGCUCGUGGAUAUUUAAAUCAAUAUAUUCCUUUA